AUGGGCAGUGACCCGCGGAUUCUGGCAGGAGGCCAGCGCGGAACGGGUGUAAGGCGUCGCGACGGUGUGGACGGGGUAGAUUCGUCCGAUUCGGCAAGCGAGGCUGACGGCGCGGAAGAAGCAGACGGCACGGAAGAAGCAAACGGCGCGGAAGAAGCAGACUGCGCGGAAGAAGCAGACGGCGCGGAAGAAGCAGACGGCGAGGAAGAAGCGGACGGCGCGGAAGGAGCAGACGGCGCGGGAGAAGCAGACGGCGCGGAAGAAGCAGACGGCGCCAUCCCGAUGGCGCGGGAUGGUGAGAGGGAGGAAGUGGCGGAAGAAGGGCGCGACGGAGAGAGCAAGGAUGCGGGAGGAAAUUGCUCGCCGGUAAGGAUGCGCGGAGGCGGCGCGAAGCGUCACGGGAACAUGACGACAGGGCGUUCGCCGGAAGACAUGCGCAGGGGAAGCGUGAGGCGCUGCGGGAGCACGGAUGCAAACGGAUUGGCAGACGAAGGGCGUGAAGAGGGCGCGAGGCACCGCGGGGGCGCGAAUGCAGACGGGUUGGCAGACGAAGGGCGCGGGGGCGCGGAUGCAGAUGGUACGGUGGACGAAAUAGGUGGAAACAGCGUGAGGCACUGCGGAGGCAAGGAUGCAGGUCGCUCGGCAGACGAAAUGCGAGGUGGCAGCGCAAGGCGCCGCGGGAGAGCGGAUGCAGACAGCUCGCCAGAACGGAUGCGCGGGAGUGGCGGGAGGCGCCAAGGGAACAUGGCGGCAGAGCGUUCGCCAGAGGAGGUGCUCGAGGGAGAUGCGAGGCGCCGCGGAACCGCAGCGGCAGACAUGUGGCUGCGCAGUGGGGGCAGGGACAUACGAAGGGAGCUAGUGAGUAAGGUGGGGGCAUGGGCGUGUAUGUCAGUAACACUAGCAGCAGCGGGAGCAGAGGAGCAGGACGAGCAGGCGGGGGCAGGAGCGUGCGUACCAGCAGCAGCGGGAGCGGAGGAGCGGGAUGAGCAGGUGGGGUCAGAAGCGUACGUACCAGCAGCAGCGGGAGCAGAGGAGCGGGAUGAGCAGGUGGGGGCAGAAGCGUGCGUACCAGCAGCAGCAGGAGCGAAGGAGCGGGAUGAGCAGGUGGGGGCAGAAGAGUGCGUCCCAGCAGCAGCAGGAGCGAAGGAGCGGGAUGAGCAGGUGGGGGCAGAAGAGUGCGUCCCAGCAGCAGCAGGAGCGAAGGAGCGGGAUGAGCAGGUGGGGGCAGAAGCGUGCGUGCCAGCAGCAGCGGGAGCGGAGGAGCGGGACGAGCAGGUGGGGGCAGAAGCGUGUGCAUUAGCAGCGGCGGAAGCGGGAGGGAAGAACGAGAAGGUGGGGGCAUGGUCGGGUGUACCAGUGGCAGCAGAAGCGGAAGGGAGGGAAGGGAAGGUGGGGGCACAGGCGGGCAUGACAGCAGUAGCAGAAGCGGAAAGCGGGGCAGUGAAGGUGGGGGCACAGGCGUGCAUGACAUCAGUAGCGGAAGUGGAAAGCGGGGCAGUGAAGGUGGGGGCACAGGCGGGCAUGACAGCAGUAGCAGAAGCGGAAAGCGGGGCAGUGAAGGUGGGGGCACAGGCGUGCAUGACAGAAGUAGCAGAAGCGGCAGGGAGGGAAGAGAAGGAGAGAGCGCAGGCGUGCGCAGCAGCAGCAGCGGAAACGGAAGAGGAAAGGAAAGAAGAGAAGUUGGGGGGCACAGGCCAGCAGCAGAAGAGGAAGGGAAGGAGAGAAGUUGGGGCACAGGCGUGUGCAGCGGCAGCAGCAGAAGAGGAAAGGAAGGAAGAGACGUUGGGGACACAGGCGUGUGCAGCAGCAGCAGCAGAAAAGGAAGGGAAAGAAGAGAAUUUGGAGACACAGGCGUGUGGAGCAGCAGCAGAAGAAGAGGAAGGGAAGGAAGAGAAAGUAGGGGCACCUGAGUGUGUAGCAGCAGCAGCGGAGGCGGGAGUGGAGAAUGAGGAGGGAGGAUGGGCAGGGUGGACUGCAAAGGAAGGAUCUAAGUGGACGGUGGGGGGGGGGGGCAAUGAGCGGGCAGGGGAGGGAGGGCAGAGGGAAGAAGGGAGGGAGGAUGAGUGCCGGGAGGAGAGGGCAGGCCAUGGGAGGAAACAGAGGAGGGGGCAGUGGUACGAGUGA
This is a messenger RNA of Closterium sp. Naga37s-1, 2124 nucleotides long. NCBI's taxonomy places the organism in Eukaryota, Viridiplantae, Streptophyta, Zygnematophyceae, Desmidiales, Closteriaceae. The record is from the annotation of a GenBank genome assembly.